Talaromyces atroroseus is the source of this 3276-nucleotide messenger RNA. RefSeq lists its product as hypothetical. Lineage: Eukaryota; Fungi; Ascomycota; Eurotiomycetes; Eurotiales; Trichocomaceae. Bases 1 to 3276 code for a protein of 1091 amino acids. The transcript is spliced from 6 exons. The record is from RefSeq and is a predicted model, not a curated record.
AUGUCAACACCAGUCCCUAAAAUUCUGGGACAUGACAGCGCUGCAAAGCCUCGGCCUUUCAUUGCUUCCCUCGAUAGCAUUGGAUGUGGCAGAAUCAGGGAAAUACCCUUUCAGCCCGAAUAUGACUAUAUGCGCAACGAUAAACCAAACCUUUUGCUUGCGCCUAACUAUGCGGAACCUCCCCUUGAAGAUAUCUUUCUAUGUACCGUUGAUGGAGUUCAGAUGUCGACGUUUCCAGCGCCCCCCCCAGGGCUUGAUCCCUCUCAUGAGCCUACUCCCGACGGUGAUAUAUGCUUAGCAUGUGAGGAUAUUGAUAUAUGUAUGCUGUUGGGGUUAGGUGGAGGAAGAAGGUUCCAUCUAGGUUCUGCGGCUAAGCUGAUGAGCUGCUCGGAUUGCAAUCUCUGUCGCCUGCUCACUAGAGCUUUCGAAAGGGACACGGGUUUCUCCAAACAUGAUCUGAAACGAAAGUAUCCCAAUUCAUUUGUUGUCAUUACUAGCGACUGGGCCACAUUUCCGGUAGGGCCGCGACACAGUCGUGUUUUAGAAAUCGUCGGAAGGCUCCUUCAACCGCCUGCAUUCCUCUGUAGCGAAGCCCGACUACGGCUUUUAGCAGAUCAAAAAUCUCGACUCACAAAAUCCCAGAACAUGCGCGGACGAGUGGUGGGAUCAAUGGCUAACAUGAGCCUUGCUCGCUCAUGGCUUGCGGAAUGCGAAGAUAAUCAUGACUGCAACCAUACCGAGAAGUUGCAAAGGCAGAUCAACCAAAAUGAGAUGCUACUUGUUUUAGAUGUUGAGAAGCUCUGUCUGGUUGAAAUUCCCAGUCAUUAUCGCUAUCUGGUCCUCAGCUACGUCUGGCCUCGCCUGCCAUCUGAGAAGCUUUACCGUAACCUUGUGAAGGACUGGAUGAAAUCACAAGCUCUCUGCGAAAAGGUCAAGGGAUUCUUGAAUGUCUUUCAGGAUGCGAUUACUGUUACGCAGGCACUGGGAGAGAAAUAUAUCUGGAUUGAUCAACUCUGCAUGGCCCAAGAUGACCCUGCCCUCAAAGAAUACUUGGUGGAAAGGAUGGACAAAGUCUACGGGCGAGCUGUUUUGAACAUUAUUGUCGCUACAUCUGCCCCUCCAAGCGAAGAUUAUUCCAUCCCAGGAGUAAGCCGACCGCGAAAUAUCUUACAGGAAGCAUCCAUCAUAGACAAUUUACAUCUGAUUACAGCUCUUCCAGACUUCUCAGUCGCCGUCGAGCGCACAUGGUGGGCUACUCGAGGAUGGACCUUUCAGGAAGGGGUACUUCCCCGAAGAUGUCUGAUCUUUCACGACGACCAAAUGUACUUUCGAUGUUGCAAAGAUGCCCGAUCUGAGGACGUAACUGCCGAAGGAAAUACACAAUUCGAAUUCCAUCCGGCAAAGCCCAAGAUACGAAAAAGUGGAUUCGAGCAUUAUCUGAAUCCCGCGCUUCUUUCCAACGCUUCAAAGCAAAACUGUUUUGAGGAGUAUGUGCGAUUUGUGCGCGAUUAUUCCCGUCGUUCGUUGACCCAUGGAGGUGAUAUCCUUCCGGCCUUCAAAGGGAUCAUGAUGGCGCUGUCGGAAGCGUUCGCGACACUAUUCUUUUGUGGCAUGCCAACGGCCUUUUUUCAUAGGGCACUGCUGUGGUAUCCUGCGGCACCUUUGCAGCGCCGAAAUAUCGAAUCAAGCGAGAGCACCGGUCUUAUAUGGCCAAGCUGGUCCUGGCCGGGGUGGAUCGGAAAGAUUGACUAUGAGUUCGAUAUCCUUCACCUCGGGGAUGCCCGUUCGGUUCUUCCGACGACUGCUUGGUAUCGAUAUAAUCCUCGAUUAAACAUCCUCUUCCCCAUCGGAGGCAAGAUGGAAGACGUCAAUACCCCCCCAGAUCCUCAAUUUGCCUUGGGAGUUUUAUACGGCCUCUGGCAUCGACUUCGUGAAAACCAAACUCGGAUCAUUGGCUGGGUAUCUGUCUUCAGAAUCAUACUUGAUCCCGAGGAAAAGCACAUUAUGGAAUGGUUGACCGACUUGCAUCAGUCCGUGCCUUGCUUUGCUAUAUUAGACCGAAGUGGCGACAAUUGCGGCUAUCUGCCCUCGGUAGACCGGGCAUGGGCCCAAAGAUACAAACAGAACCCUAGAACUCCUUGUGAGGUUAUCAUUCUUUCUUAUGGACAGCACACAGCCUUGCGGGCUGUGCUGCUUGAUCUUUGCUUGUUCAUUUGGCGGCAUGCCCGCAAGAACUUUGUCUUACCAGAGUCACCUCGGGAUGAACACCAAGGCAAGAAUACGAAGACAUUUUACGUUUCUUUGAGAAUGGAACCAAUUAGUCUUCAUGAUACUGAGAAAGACGCAACACCAGCUCCGGAAAAUCCUGUAAGGUUCAGUAGCUUUGAAACCAGCAUCUCGAUCAUUCAGAGGGCGCAAUGGAAAAUCUCACGUCCAGUUCCCUGGAGGGAAUGGGAUGAGCUAGGGGCGACGAGCUUCAUUAAGACUACUCCCUCGCUUUACCAGCAACAGGAUCUGUUGAAGACUGCAGCCGCCAAUGGGUGGAAUGAUUCAGCUUUUCGCUUCUUUAUGCAGAACCAUACAGGCGGGUCGAUGGCUAUUGAGUCGUCACAGAGACUAGGCAUCGUCACUCAAACCCCCCUGGAUGACUUGGAGUUUUUCAGCCUUUGCAUGAGUAAAACUAUGGCUGUCAGUCAUCAAGAUCCCGACUGGCUCUGUCUUCUUUUUGCAGGUCCAUCCCUUCCUCGUCGGAUCAUUGAUGACAUUCUGCUUGACGAGCCGUUUCCCUCUGACUGUGACGAUUUUAUGGUCAUACCAUAUUCACUUGCUCGCUGGCAGGUUGGAACAAUAGCGUCGGGCGUUGGGCACUUGGAGAGAGACAUCAUUCAACAGGAAGAAGGGCUAACAUCUACUGACGUACCAAGGUCACGGGAGCUUGCGUUGCGAGACUCCUUAUACAGGAUACGCAAGAGACAGUUCAUGCUUCAGAUACGUUGCAAAUUUGCACAGGAGCUUGCAAGAAGCUUGAAUAGGUGCUUUGAUAACAUUGAGCGCACGGCAGAGGUGAAAUACUCUUCCAGACUUCGAGACGGUGUUCAGGAGUUAGAGUCUAUUCUCAGGAUAGUCAAACAUGACAUUGAGAAUGUGGCAUUGAGGGUAAAUGCCCAGCAAGCUGUGCUCGACAACCAAACGAGUUUUAGGGUACGCGAGUUUUCGUCCGUGAAAUUAUACUGCCAACCAGUUAAGGUCCCACUGUUGAUGCAAUAUUUGAUCUAG